Messenger RNA from Salvia miltiorrhiza (redroot sage), 1334 nucleotides. Its product is annotated as gibberellin 2-beta-dioxygenase-like. The record is from RefSeq and is a predicted model, not a curated record. Lineage: Eukaryota; Viridiplantae; Streptophyta; Magnoliopsida; Lamiales; Lamiaceae. The coding region runs from base 142 to 1110 and encodes 322 amino acids. The transcript has 2 exons. Gene Ontology annotation, biological process: response to light stimulus; gibberellin catabolic process.
GCUCUUUCCUAGUUAAAUUCUCUCAGCCAUUUUUACAAAACCAGACGCCUCUCUCUCUCUCUCUCUUGAGUAUAUAUAUCUCCUCCUCCACAAACACUCUUCAUUGAUCACUCUCUCUCCCUCUCUCCAAAUCCCAAAGACAUGGUGGUUUUAUCAAAGGCAGUUGAUAGUGACUUCCAAACAUGCAAAUCCAGCUCCGACAUUUUCACCGGAAUCCCAGUGGUGGAUUUCUCAGAUGCCAUUAACGCAAAGAAGCUGAUCGUGGAAGCCUGCAAAGAAUUCGGAUUCUUUAAGGUCAUCAACCACGGAAUCUCAAUGGAGGUGGUGGCCAUGUUAGAAUCCGAGGCUGUCAACUUCUUCGCACUGCCGCAACAAGAAAAGGAGAAGCCGGGCCCUCCCAGGCCGUUCGGCUACGGCAACACCAGAAUCGGGCCCAACGGCGACACGGGCUGGCUCGAGUACCUCCUCCUCUCCACCGACCCGCAACCCCAUUUCCCCGCCAUUUCACAAACCGUGCUGGGCGAGUAUGUCUCUGCUGUCAGAAACAUGUUGACCGGAGUUCUGGACAUGAUUUCCGAGGAACUGAGAAUCGGGCCGACGGAUUUCUUGGGCGGGCUGAUCGGAGACGAGAAGAGCGAUUCGUGUUUCCGGCUGAACCACUACCCGCCGUGCCCGGAUCUUGAGGCAUUGAGCGGCCGGAAUUUGAUCGGAUUUGGUGAGCACACAGACCCUCAAAUAAUGUCUGUUUUGAGAUCUUCCGACGCGCCGGGCCUCGAAAUCUGUCUGAAAAAUGGUUCCUGGGCUUCUGUCCCAUCUGAUCAGACCUCCUUCUACUUCAGCGUUGGAGAUUGUCUGCAGGUGAUGAGCAAUGGAAGAUUUAAGAGUGUGAAGCACCGAGUGGUGAGUAACUGCCUGAAAUCAAGGCUGUCAAUGGUAUAUUUUGGAGGGCCACCAUUGAGUCAAAAGAUACGCUCAUUAAUAAUGGAGGAAAGUGAAGAAAGUUUGUACCACGAAUUCACUUGGUCUCAAUACAAGAAAUCAGCUUACAACUCAAAGUUGGGUGAUAAUAGGUUGAAGCUUUUUGAGAAAAAUCAAGUCAUGUUUUCUUAAUUUAUCUUAAACUAGGAAACUAUAUAUAUAUAAGCAUUAUUGGCAAAGAGUAAGACUUUCCAUAGAUGGCAAUGACUAGCCUUCCUUAAUUUUAGUUUCAAAUUGAAUUCUCUGUACUACAGUUUGGUGUUGCAUGUACUUAAAUAAGGAAUAGGUGUGCUACUGCUAGCUGGUCGAUAAUAUUGUUUAUAUAUUUUAUAUAUAUAUGAUAGAAUGUGGUUCUA